AAAAAGAUAGGUCUGUCGUAAAUACCUCUCGUGUAUAAGAACAAAAACUGGUCCUGAUGAAGAGCUGAUACAAGUCAAUACGUCGAAAAGAUAACCAGGAAUGCAAAAGGCUCUCAGAAGUUAUUUUAUCUGAUUACACCCUCCCGCCGAAAGGUUUAAUUCUACAUUUAAUUCCUCCACCGAAUGGCUUGGUUUCGCACGCAGAAGUCAUCUGAUGCCGUUCCAGCUAUUUGUUUAACAGGAAUAACACUUUGGCGUUUGGGAUGGUAAACGAUAAGGGAAUCUCGUUGGAAACCGGUGACCGAGCGACUGGAAACAUCACGAUAGCUAAGCAUUGGACAACAUUCUACACCAUCGAGAAGGACGACAAACCAUGAAAAAUUGCGAAUAUCAACAAAUAGAUCCUAAGGCACUAGCGACACCAUCGCCUGCACCGACUCCUUCGCGACCUUGCCUAGAGAAGAAACCCAAACGGCUCAAAAGAAAAUGGGAAGUGUUUCCUGGGAAGAAUCGUUUUUACUGUGAUGGACGGAUCAUCGUCGCUCGUCAAAGCGGCGUACUUCCUCUGACACUGGGCCUUAUCCUCGUUACUAGUGGACUGUUUUUUAUAUUCGACUGCCCUUUUCUGGUUCAACACCUGACCAGCUGCAUCCCGGUGAUUGGCGGUGUCCUUUUUGUGUUUGUGGUCAUCUCUCUUCUUCAGACCAGCUUUACCGACCCAGGCAUUUUGCCAAGGGCAACGCCAGAAGAGGCUGCUGAUAUCGAGAAGCAGAUUGAUAAUCCCAUCAACUCUUCCUCCUCCUACCGCCCUCCUCCUCGCACCAAGGAGGUCGUCAUCAACGAGCAGGUGGUAAAGCUGAAGUACUGCUUCACCUGUAAAAUCUUCCGCCCACCUCGCACCUCCCACUGCAGUCUGUGUGACAACUGUGUGGAGCGGUUUGAUCACCAUUGCCCCUGGGUUGGAAACUGCGUGGGAAAGCGAAACUACCGCUUCUUCUACAUGUUCAUCGUCUCGCUGUCCUUCCACACCGCCUUCAUCUUUGGCUGCGUGACCACGCACCUGGCUCUGAGAUCACAAGGAGGAAAUGGGCUGGUUUUUGCACUCCAGCAGAGCCCUGCCAGUGCUUUAGAGCUAGUGGUUUGCUUCUUCUCAGUGUGGUCCAUUUUGGGCCUCUCAGGCUUCCAUACAUACCUGGUUGCUGCUAAUCUCACCACAAAUGAGGAUAUAAAAGGUUCGUGGUCAGGGAAAAGUGGGAAUGAAGAAAGUGGGAAUCCUUUUAGUUAUAACAACAUCUUCAAGAACUGCUGUUCAGUGCUCUGUGGGCCCAUGCCUCCCAGUUUGAUUGACCGAAGAGGCUUCGUGCCCACGGAAGAUGAGGUCCGGGCCAUCCCCGCGGAGAUGGAGCUUCCCUCUAUCAAAACUGACAUCAAUAUGCGUACCCAGGGCACUAAAGGCCUGUCAGAGAUGGCUACUCACUCUCUUCACCCGUCCAGCACCUCCCCUCAGGCCAUACCCCCAGCCCUGGACACCCCACGCACCGUGGCUCCCUCCGCCACUCCAGGGCGGCCUAAGGCCUCCAGGGGGCGGCAGCUGGGCUCUUCGUCCCACAGGCAUCACUCUCAGCACAAGAGCAAAGUGAAAAGGACCACCCCUCAGGCCCCCCACCCGGACCCCACCUCCAGCUCUCCUGUCUCCGCAGCCCCAAAGCGUGGCCACGGCUCGAGGAGCCACAAGGACCCGGAGCGCCGAGAGCCCAAGUUCUCACCUCUGCACUGAUCACACCUCACGCCGCCUGCAGACCAAAUGGAGCAGGAAGGCGGGUGUUCCACCCAGCACACAUGCGGACGGAGGACGUGCGCUCUCUCGAUCGAUCGAUCUGGAUCUGCUAGUUUUCUUUCUCUGUGGAUUGGCUAUGCAUUAGACUGACUGACUAGCAAUGUUUCAGAAAACCUGCUUUUAAGAGUUUUCACACUGAGCCCCAGUGUGAAAAGGCAGAACGAAAGCACAUGCACAGCCUGGUCAGGGCAGGUGCUACAGGAUAUGACGUGAGGACAUGUAUUUCUGUCCAUCAGUUUGUGCACUGGACAGUUCAUUUCAUGGAGCUCUAGUACCAGAUCCUAAACAUCACAUCCUCCAUUGGAGCGUGUGACAAUACAACUGUGGAUCCACAGACUAAACAGCAAUAAUUUUACAAGGAAUAUUUGUGUUCUGUAUUUUGAAUGAGCUCUGGGAUCCAUUUAUCUGGCCUUUGUGGGUAUGUCUGUGCUAUACUGGUCAGGCCUGAGUGAGCCACAGUCUACUUUAUGCAAUUAAUAGUGCAUGUUUUGGAAAUGUAGUUCAUGCUUCAUUCGUCACUAGUCAUGAUUUAAAUAAAGUGACCUGUAAGUAUAGCUAGUGUCCUUAGUUUCCUGUAGAGUUAGACUUGAAAUAGAACAACUUUCUCAUUUGCCUGAGUUUUAUAAAAGGACAAGAAAGAUGUAUUACCAUACAGUAAUUCAAGGGAUACUGGAAGAUCCAGUGUAUUUUGUGUGAUAUUUCAGGUACCAGGAAUGUGCAUUGCUGUUUAUUUUUGUAUUAUUGGGUGAUAUUUGAGGCUGAUUUUAUCAUCUUCAUCUUCAUCAUCAUCAUCAUCAUGACUGGUGUAUUUGUUCUUAUGGCAACCCCAAGGCUGUAAAAAGUAGACCUUGAUUUUUAAUGGAUCCCCACUGUCUUUUGGUAAUUGAUUAAUUAGCAGUAUGUAGCAAUACAUCCCUGAUAUGUUAAUGGUUUAUCAUAAAUUUGACAAACUUGUCAGUGUGGAUGGGGUAUGAAUAUCCAGGUCAUCUUUUAAUAUGCAAAUGAAAAAUGAAAUAUUGAUGCAGGAAGUUGAUGUUUACCCACUUUUCCUCAAGACGUUUGCAAUGUUUGCACAAAUAAAUAUGAAAAGCGAA
Electrophorus electricus (electric eel) is the source of this 2931-nucleotide messenger RNA. It is a transcript of the gene zdhhc18b, whose product is annotated as zDHHC palmitoyltransferase 18b. Gene Ontology annotation, molecular function: protein-cysteine S-palmitoyltransferase activity. Gene Ontology annotation, cellular component: Golgi apparatus; endoplasmic reticulum. The record is from RefSeq and is a predicted model, not a curated record. Lineage: Eukaryota; Metazoa; Chordata; Actinopteri; Gymnotiformes; Gymnotidae. Gene Ontology annotation, biological process: peptidyl-L-cysteine S-palmitoylation; protein targeting to membrane.